AUGCAAGUUGAGGACACAUUUAAACUGGAAAGCAAGUUAUCAGCAAAAGCCACAUCCACAGCAAUAAAAGCCAAAACCACAACCAUAACAUCAAAAAAAAUCUCAUCUCAUAACAUUCAAGCAUUUAGAUUGACAAGCUCACAGUUAUCUGUAUCAUCCUUAUCAAGUCAUUCAGCAAGUGAUGUUAGUGACGAUGAGGUUAACAGGCUACCAACAAAAAUCGCAAAACGUGUCAAAUCAUUCCAACCACGUACUUCACAACUUGAUCGUGAAGCAAUAGAAAAUAACGAUUUUAAACCUCGUGGAGUCUUCACUUUUUUUUGGAUUGCAAUGUCAUUCUAUUUGAUGAAUACUGGUAUACAAAACUUUCAAACAAUUGGUCAAUUUGUAGGUUUAUCGUUUUACAAAUUGUUCACAAAAGAUUUCCUAGUGUUGAUGAUAAGUGAUGCUUUUAUGGUUGGAUCAAUGUUUUUUGUGGUUAUCCUACAAAAACUCAUUUCUAUUGGUUGGAUUAGAUGGCGUUAUACUGGAAUGAUUAUUCAACACGUAUUCCAAACAAUAUUUUUAUUUGUGCCCAUUUAUUGGUCAUUUUUUAGAGGUUGGCCAUGGGUACAAAGUGGUUUUUUCCUACUUCAUACGAUUUCAAUGUUGAUGAAAUUACACUCAUAUUCUUUCUACAAUGUUCAUCAAUUAAAAGAAGUAAUUAGUCAAGUUGAAGGAUACCUCAAGAGUCCUUUGGGAAAUACACAAUAUCCAAAUAAUAUCACUGUAUCAAAUUUUAUAGAUUUUUUGUUGGUUCCCACUUUAGUUUAUGAACUGGAAUAUCCAAGAACCAAAGAGAUUAGACCUUGGUAUGUUUUUGAAAAACUUUUAGCAACAUUUGGAACAUUUUUCUUACUCUAUGUAAAUACACAGUCCUACAUCAUACCUGUUUUACUAAAUGCAUCAUCUACAUCUGUUUGGGAAAUGAUU
Molecule: messenger RNA, 972 nt
Organism: Entrophospora candida
Lineage: Eukaryota; Fungi; Glomeromycota; Glomeromycetes; Entrophosporales; Entrophosporaceae
Source: the annotation of a GenBank genome assembly